Salvelinus fontinalis (brook trout) is the source of this 522-nucleotide messenger RNA. Its product is annotated as coiled-coil and C2 domain-containing protein 2A-like. Lineage: Eukaryota; Metazoa; Chordata; Actinopteri; Salmoniformes; Salmonidae. Gene Ontology annotation, biological process: non-motile cilium assembly; protein localization to ciliary transition zone. Gene Ontology annotation, cellular component: ciliary transition zone. The transcript is spliced from 5 exons. The record is from RefSeq and is a predicted model, not a curated record. The coding region runs from base 70 to 522 and encodes 150 amino acids.
AGCUCUCAUGCUGUGGACGUCAGCCCCUCCAAACCCAUCCCUCUCCACGAUAGAGACAUUACUGAAGCAAUGUUCGCUGAUUAUGGUGCAUUCCCAAGUCUGUCCCUUAUGGAUGAAGACCCUAUCACAAUACAGAGAGCACGCUCUAUCCACUACAUCCAAAAGGCGCUGAAUUUGGCAAGAGAAAAACUGUUGAACAUCAAGAGGAAGUACAAGUUCUCUGAUAUAGUCACCGAGUACCACGAGGCAGAUACGGUGAUGGAGUUCGACUGGGACGUGUUCAGACUAAAGCGACCUCUCCAGCCUCAGCGUGUGAAGAGGAAGAUCAUUCCUACCUGCUCCCUCUCAGACGGGGACCUGAGGAUCCAUGUUGCCAUCAACAAUGCCCAGGGUCUGCCUGUUCGCCAGGAGGCUUUCCUCAAGGAGAUCCACGCAAGAGGCUCCUGCUGUGGUCUGUCCAGCAGCAGCAGACACACCAUGAAAAGCAGCUCGGAAAAGGCUGUCGUACAGGUAAAAUGGUAG